Macadamia integrifolia is the source of this 2272-nucleotide messenger RNA. Its product is annotated as ankyrin repeat-containing protein ITN1-like. The transcript has 3 exons. Lineage: Eukaryota; Viridiplantae; Streptophyta; Magnoliopsida; Proteales; Proteaceae. Gene Ontology annotation, cellular component: plasma membrane. The record is from RefSeq and is a predicted model, not a curated record. The coding region runs from base 373 to 2244 and encodes 623 amino acids. Gene Ontology annotation, molecular function: protein phosphatase 1 binding; protein phosphatase regulator activity.
AUAUGAUAUGACACCGAAAUUUGGCUCUGGUUCUUUCCUGGUUCUCCGAAAGUGUUGCGAAACGAGUGGUGGGGGUGACUCUCGUAGGAGACACGUUGGAGCAUAGUAGCCACUCCCGUCCGUACUAAUCAUGGAUAAGGUGCUCUCUCUCUCUCUUGUUUUUUCUUUAGUCCCUUCCCGUUGGCUUCCGUUUUCCCAAUCAAUGGGUCAGGAAAGAGGAAGUUUAAGAGCUGCAACUUCAGAGGGAAGUCCAAUAUAAGGAGUAGUAGUCAAGGAAUGGUGACGGUUUCAUCUUACUGCUUCUCUCGCUCCCACUUUAUAGCCUCGUGGCCUCCUUUUUCCGAGUAGAGAUACGGGUUGUUGUCUGAGGCCAUGGAUCCUCAACUCUACAGAGCUGCAAAACUUGGUGAUGUCACACUUCUCAGACAAGUAGUGAAUGACGAUUCUACCCGACUUCUGAGAGUAACUCCACAAGAGAACACUCUCCUUCACGUUUCUGUGAGGUUUGGUCACAAAAGCUUCGUAAAGGAAGUGUACGCUGUGCUUCUCCAACAUAAUUCAAGUUUAGAAGGCGACACAACCUACAGCAGAAACCUAUCGCUUCUCACACAGAUGAACUCAGUAGGUGAUACUGCCCUUCAUGUAGCGGCUAGAGCAGGCCAUGCUUCCAUAGCUAAAUUUCUCAUUCAAAAGAUUCUGCCGUGGCUUUCUUCCGGCCAUGACAUCGAAAAUGGAAAUAGUUCACCUGUAGGAAACAGAGUAAGAGAACUCGCUCGUGAGAAGAUAAGGAUGAGAAACAAGAGCAAGGACACGGCCAUGCACCAAGCUGUUCGAAGAAAUGACCAUGAGAUGGUGAAGUUGCUGACUGAGACAGACCCUGAAUUAGGGCAUUCCAACUAUGAUGCUGAUGAAGAAGGUGGGGAGUCUCCACUCUACCUGGCUGCUAGAGAUGGAUGCUUGGGUAUUAUCAACCAGAUCUUUCUCAUUUGUCUAUCUCCUGCUCAUGGUGGACCCCAUGGCCGGACGGCUUUACAUGUGGCCGUUGUUGAGGAGAAGCUAGAUGUGGUGAAAAUACUGCUAGGAAAGAAAGGAGAACUUGUGAAUAAGGUAGAUGAAAAUGGAAGGACCCCUCUCCACUAUGCGGUAUCCAAACGAUGCCUCAAGAUAGUAAAGCAAUUACUAAGGCAUGAUACUUCCUGUGCAUAUCAAUUGGAUAAAGAUGGUCUUUCACCACUUCACAUUGCUGCUCUUCAAUCAACCAUUAAUGUAUUUCAAGAGCUCAUCCAAUGCUGUCCAGAUUCUGGGGAGUUGCUAGACAAGAAACAUCGCAGUGUUCUUCAUUUUGCUGUGAUGAGUGAGGAUUUUAAGAAAAUCAGGUUUGCCUUACAACAAGUAGAGUUUGAGGAACACUUAAAUCAACUAGAUGAUGAUGGAAAUACCCCAUUUCACCUCGCGGCCAGUCAAGGCUCUCUUGAGCUUAUGAAAUUGUUUCUUUCAAAUGGAAUAAUAGAUGUAAAGGCCAUCAACAACAAGGGCCAAACAGCUACUGAGAUUUUUGUCCUGCUCUCUCCUCAAGGCACACUUUGUUCAGCCACAAUAUUUUCAAUGAGUGGGUGGUUUCAUUUAAAGGCUUUAGAUCUGCGGCAAUGCUUUGCCAUAAGAGGAGAAGAAAAAUGGAUAAUAGGAGAAGCAGCGAAUGAGGAGAAAAUACGUAAUGAUCCGGAUAAGAAAGAUGAAGCACUUGCAGCAGAGGCUAUACGGCGUGAAAAGAAAAUGGGGCAAACCCUCCAAAUAGUAGCGUCUCUUGUCGCCUCAGUCACAUUUGCAGCAAUUUAUCAAGUCCCUGGUGGAUACAAUAACAAAGAUGGAACACCCAUACUCCUCAACAAUAGUUGCUUCAGAAACUUCAUAGAGCACGAUACUAAAGCUAUGGGUCUAUCGAUUACCUCAUUGGUCCUCAUGUUAGCAGGACAAUCUCGUGGCAACUCUCUUUAUUCUUUGUUAUUGAUAGUGGCUACGUAUCUUAUAUACCUAGCAUUGAUCCAGGGUAUAUCAGCUUUCCGGAAUCUUCUUUGUUUAUCUUCUGAGCCUUCAGCAGCCACAAUGCUUGAAGACUUUGCAAGUCCUAUCGCUGAGUUAAGUAACGUAGCGUUCAAUGCAGUUCUCUCUUUAGGUGUUGUUCGUGUGCUUUUAAGCUUCAGGAGAUAUUUUUCAGUUGUAAACCAAAAAAAGAAAAAUAGCUAGUGUGAUAAGUUUUUAGAGUCCGGAUCAG